AUGAACCAUAAAGUCUUGAUCUUCGAUAUAGAAGGAACGGUGUGUCCUAUUACAUUUGUUAAGGAUGUUCUUUUCCCGUAUUUUACUGGUCAGAUCCCCCAGAUAUUAAGCGCAUACAAAUACCCAUUAACUGGAAACGUUGACACUGAUCAUGAUCCGAUUCUUGAUACCCUAUUGAAGUUCCCCCAAGACACCCUAACAUCACAAGAAACGCUCCGUAGUCAUAUUUUACAGCUUGUUGCCGCCGAUAUCAAAGAGCCAGUAUUGAAGUCCCUACAAGGUAUCGUAUGGAAGAAAGGAUAUCAAUGUGGAGACUUGAAAGCUCCAGUGUAUGCUGAUGCCAUUGAGCUCAUCACCAAGUUCACACAACAACCAAAUCAAAAGGUAUACAUUUAUUCUUCUGGAAGCAUUGCCGCACAAAAGCUUCUCUUCGGACAUGUGGAAGACGUUGGAGACAUGAACCAGUUUAUAAGUGGAUACUUUGACAUCACAACUGCUGGGUUCAAGACUGAGACCUCAUCUUAUACCACCAUUUUGAAGGAAAUAUUUGGUGAUGGUGAAGAAGAAGAAGAAGAAUCUGUGCUAUUCUUAAGCGAUAAUGUUAAGGAGGUGAAAGCAGCAAAGGAAGCAGGAAUGGAAGGCUAUGUUGUGGAAAGACCAGGCAACGCUCCAUUAACAGACUCGGAUAGAAGGAACUUCACAAUCAUCAAUACCUUUGAGGAUAUGGUAUAG
Molecule: messenger RNA, 732 nt
Organism: Lizanozyma spartinae
Lineage: Eukaryota; Fungi; Ascomycota; Pichiomycetes; Serinales; Debaryomycetaceae
Gene: UTR4
Product: putative acireductone synthase
Exons: 1
Coding region: 1-732 (243 amino acids)
Molecular function (GO): magnesium ion binding; acireductone synthase activity
Source: RefSeq, a predicted model, not a curated record